UCUGGGCUCAAGUGAUCCUCCCGCCUUGGCCUCCCAAAGUGCUUAGAUUCCAGGUGUGAGCCACCACAGCCAGCCUGUCCUGUGUUCUUCAUGCACACUCCACAGCGGGAGCCACCUGUUGCCUGCUGACCUCCUACAUUGCACUUUGAAUGAGGUAGUUGCCCCUGACUUUGAUCUCUUCCUCCCAGGCCACCCCUCAGACACCCACAAAGCCCUCUUCUUCCCACACUGGACUGGCCAGAAAUGGGCCAGUUUGAGGGUGAAGAUUUGGGGUUUGGCGGCAGGCAGUUCAGCUGAUUGGAAGAUCACUGACGGAUUGGUGGCCCUGGCAAGUAACUAAGCUGUUGGGGGCUUAGUUUCCUCCUCCCAAAAGAAGAGACCAUGCCCCCUUUACAGGCCCCAGGCAGGCAAUGAAACAGGACAGAGGGUAGCAAAGGGUUUUGUCUUAAGGUUUGAAAACAGUCACAGACCACAGCCUCAUCUUUGAGGAUCCACCACUAGGUCUCCUGGGGCCUGGACAUGUGCCUGAAAUUGCCUGGUGAGAAUGAAGACCAAUAGAUGGAUGGUCUUGGGACAAUCUCUGCAGGGUGUCCUGGGGCAGCCAAGCUCUAUGGCCCCAAGGGCAAGCUGGACCGGUGUGGGAGAGCAGUCACUAGGGACAGAUCUCGGGGCUUGGUGUGACAAAGCAUAUCUCCCAGUGAGCUUUCUCAAGGUGGAAUGCAGUGGCCUAGGAGAGGAGUGAGCUCUCUGUAAUGGGAAGUAUGCAGGCAGGGGCCAAAUAAGCCCAAUCAGGAAGGCUUCAGAGAGCCCCCUUCUCUGGGGGGAUGGUGGGGAGACCUCUGGGUCGGAUGACCUUAAGGCCUCCCUAGCCUUGACUGUUUGGAACUCAGAGGCCUGUCAUUGACCCCUGGGUCCAGCUGGAUGUCUUAUCACUGCCAGGUGGGCUCAGGCCCUAGGAAGAGCUAGGGACGAUCAGAGCAGGAAUCAAGGCAGGGGCUGCCUUUCACGGGAGGGGAGGAGUUCCUUGAGGCUCUCCCUCCACACCCAAACCUUACCUGUACCAGUUGUGGACAAAACUGCCUACCUUCAGGCCUCAGGGUCUGCCUGGGAAAUGGGCAGGAUCAUAACCCACAAUAGCCACUUGGCAGGGUUGGUGGCCUGCCUUUCCUGAGGUGGGGACUGGGGGACCCAAGUAGUCUCAGAGGUGCUACUCCUGAACCCAUUACCUUCAUUCUGCUUGACAAAUCUCCACAUCAGCCAAAACAAAGAUUAAAAAAAAAAAAAAAAAAAGGAACCAGGCAGCACCAAAGACAGAGCCCCGGGACUCUUCUUUAUAGACUGGAUCCAAUCAUCCAACAUUUCCCAGUGCCUCUUGGGAGCCAAAGCCUGUACUCGUCUCUGAGGCCCCAGAGGCAAAGCAGACCUUGUCCCCAGUUCCUAGCACAGUUAGAGAAGGAAAGGAAGGGAGUCUGACACUGCGUCUUUGGCUGGUCUUCUCUGCCCUGAUCCCUGACCUCCAUUCUUUGUCCUUUCUUAGGCUACUCUUCCUGAGAAACAGGGUGUCAUGGUGGGUUUAUAGUGCACUUUGGGCAAGUUCCUAACCUCACUGGCCUCAGUUUUCCCGUAGGGAAAUGUCACCUCUCUUCCUGGGCACAAGGUGCAGAUCUACAGGCAGGACUCCUAGUUUCAUGUGACAGAAUCCGAGGUUAAAUGGAUUGAGGCAAAAAGGGAGUUUAUCAGCUCAUGACACCGAAGGUAAAACCUCAGGCACAGCUGAAACCAGGCACUCAAUGCUGUUCUCAGGAAACGAUGCAUCCCUGUCUAUCAUCUCUGCUAUUCCCUGGCUUUCUAUGUGGACAGUCUCUCCCUGGUGGCAGUAUCUCCAUCGCCCAGGACAGUGCCUGGAACUUAGUUCACUUGGCUCCAGCAGCUCCUGCCUCGCUCUCUACUAGCUUUGCAAAUGCUGUGGAAGACCUGUCUCCUUCCCGAUGCUCCGUUAAAAGCACCAGAAUUGACUCUGAGGCAUGCAAUGAAGAUCACUCCUCCACCCCAAGCCAGUUACAGGCCUGAGGGGCUCACUCUUCUCUCAUUGGCAGGCUUCAAUCACAGACCCAUCACUCCCAGAUCUCCAAGACUCUAGAUGGGAGAAGGGGGAUCCCCCAAAGGAAAAUCAGAGGGCAGGGUCGUCAUCAUAAGAGCGGAUCUGGGAACUGAGUGGGAAGAAGCUACAGAGGGGCUGAACAAUGACUGCUAGGCUAGCCAGGCGGCUGGACCUGGGCCAUCUGUUCCCCCACAGACUGAAGCCUGGUUAUCUGGGAGGAUGGGCAGAUCCUUAAGGCACUAACUGAGGCCAUCAGCCAACUGUGCUACUUGCAGCUAAGCAGCAGGUUCCUUCUUGAAGGGAGAACCACGUAGCCUCUGCCACAAGGAGACAAACAAAUGGGACGGCCUGGUGGUCCAAGCAAGGCACAGAGAGCCUCUCCAACUAUCUCCAGGGGAGAGUUUCUUAGGAGGCCCUGGGGAUCUCCUGGAGCACUGGGUGGAAGGUGCGGUGGCCCUAUAGGCGUGGACUUAUAAGGGCUGGACACCACAGGCCGUCCCUCUGCUCACUGGGGGCUGCCCUGUCACAGCUGCUCCCUGGGCCUCUGUGCUAUCCACAGUUCCUCAGUCUCAGGGCUGCCCUUGACCUCUCAGCCUUGUGCCCACUGGGGCCGCGUGGUCUCUAACCCUCUUCAUUCACAUUCCCAAGAAAGAACCUCUUGCUAACUUUGCGAUGCCUCAGUCACCUCAUUUGUAAAGUGGAAAUAGUAGUUCUGAAGAGUGAAUGAGACAAGGCACAUUAAGCAUUUUGCACAAUGCUUGGUUCAUCAUCAGUGCUCAAUGAAUACAUGUGUCCAGGUUGUGGUGGGGCUUCUGGGUGCACUCUUGGGCAGCUGGGGCCCCUCAUACAUAGUGGGGUCUUGGGAGAUGUAAGUUCCAUCUUUGCUAAGCUUGAAGAGGCUGGAGAGAAACCAAAGGAAGCAGCCCCAACCCCCAAAUUCCCCAAAGCUGCAGCUUCCUCUUCCUUUCACUGAAAAUGGCUGUUUCAGUUUUAGAUUUAAUUCCUGUUGAGCGGGAAGUGAGAAGGGGAAGUGGGAAAGGAGAAGAGAAAUCAGAGCCCCUGCCUUCCAUGUUCCCUUCUGCCAGGUUUGUCAUUCUGUAGCCAGCCAGAUGCCACAGGUAGGACCAGAACUUCUCCAGGUGAGAGGACUAUGCUUCCCGCCGUCUGUCUUCUGGGUGCCCGGGAGGCACUUGCAUUAGGAACCUGGCCUCAAGCUGGCCUCAGGUGGGCUCCAGGGCAACCCUGCCUCAGGCUAGAGGCAGUUCCAGAGUCAGGAUUGGGUUGAUGACUGGGGCACAGAGGGUAUAGUGACUCUGUAUGGUAGGUAGGCACCAUAAGUAGCCCUGUUUACCCAGACUCAGAGAGGGUAGGUGGCUUACCCUAGGUCACACAGCAAUUUGGUGGUCAAUCCCAGCCUGUCUGACUCCUUAGGGGAAGGAAGCUAACUCUUGACCCUUGGCAUCCUGUGCCCUUGCUGCUAACUCACUGGUCAGGGGCCCAGCAAGGGGGUUUCCAGGCCUUUAUUUCCCAGCAGGCAGGCAGGCCAAGGUUAGGAAGCCUCUUCCACAUCCAGCUUGGUCUGAGCUGGUUCCUGCCUCAGCUGGCUGGCAGACAGUGACUCAGGCUUCCAGCUCCUGCCUUUGGCCAACAGAUCCCCUCAUCCCUGCUAGAUAUGAAGGCCUCAGGGGAUGGGGGAGGCUCUGGGGUCACGUAAAGUUUAUCCUGAGACCAUAGGAUCUAAGCAGCCUGAAGGGCUGGGCCCCUUGUCAUUUCUUCCUAUGUCCAUACUGAAUUGCUCCUGCUCUAGAACUGACACCAUGGUUGUUACCUCAACUGAAAAAAGGAAACUGGAAGAGGCCGUCCCUGCUGUGAGCCCAUGUCCAUCACUCCUUAUGCGCCCUGCACCUGCUGUGUGGAAGAAGCAGUCGCUGUGAAAUGGGGGAACAUAGGAGGAUCUGGUGACACAUAAUAACAAGACCUCUGCCAGAAGAACCACGGCUUUGAAAGGUGGAGUUCAGGCUGAGGAGAUGGGUGCGGUCCUCAGUGAGCCCCUGCCUCCCUGAACAUAGGAAACUCACCUGAGCAGCCAUGGAGUGGGACAAUGGCACAGGACAGGCUCUGGGCUUGCCACCCACCACCUGUGUCUACCGCGAGAACUUCAAGCGACUGCUGCUGCCACCUGUGUAUUCGGCGGUGCUGGCGGCUGGCCUGCCGCUGAACGUCUGUGUCAUUACCCAGAUCUGCACGUCCCGCAGGGCCCUGACUCGCACGGCUGUGUAUACCCUAAACCUCGCCCUGGCCGACCUACUGUAUGCCUGCUCCCUGCCCCUGCUCAUCUACAACUAUGCCCAAGGUGACCACUGGCCCUUUGGCGACUUCGCCUGCCGCCUGGUCCGCUUCCUCUUCUAUGCCAAUCUGCAUGGCAGCAUCCUCUUCCUCACCUGCAUCAGCUUCCAGCGCUACCUGGGCAUCUGCCACCCGCUGGCCCCCUGGCACAAACGUGGGGGCCGCCGGGCCGCCUGGCUAGUGUGUGUAGCCGUGUGGCUGGCUGUGACAACCCAGUCCCUGCCCACAGCCGUCUUUGCUGCCACAGGCAUCCAGCGUAACCGCACCGUCUGCUAUGACCUCAGCCCGCCUGCCCUGGCCACCCGCUAUAUGCCCUAUGGUAUGGCUCUCACUGUCAUCGGCUUCCUGCUGCCCUUUGCUGCCCUGCUGGCCUGCUACUGUCUCCUGGCCCGCCGCUUGUGCCGCCAGGAUGGCCCAGCAGAGCCUGUGGCCCAGGAGCGGCGUGGCAAGGCAGCCCGCAUGGCGGUGGUGGUGGCCGCUGCCUUUGCCAUCAGCUUCCUGCCUUUCCACAUCACCAAGACAGCCUACCUGGCAGUGCGCUCAACGCCAGGCGUCCCCUGCUCUGUGUUGGAGGCCUUUGCGGCGGCCUAUAAAGGCACACGGCCGUUCGCCAGCGCCAACAGCGUGCUGGACCCCAUCCUCUUCUACUUCACCCAGAAGAAGUUCCGCCGACGACCACAUGAGCUCCUACAGAAACUCACAGCCAAAUGGCAGAGGCAGGGUCGCUAAGUCCUCCAGGGCCUGGGCAGCCUUCAUGUUUGCCAUUGUGUCCAGGGCACCAGGAGCCCCACCAACCCCAAACCAUGCAGAGAAUUAGAGCUCAGCUCAGCUGGGCAUGGAGUAAGAUCCCUCACAGGACCCAGAAGCUCACCAAAAACUAUUUCUUCAGCCCCUUCUCUGGCCCAGGCCCUGUGGGCAUGGAGAUGGACAGACCUGGGCCUGGCACUUGAGAGGUCCUAGUCAGCCAUAGAGAGCUGGGGAAACCACAUUAAGGUGCUCACAAAAAUACAGUGUGACGUGUACUAUCA
Chlorocebus sabaeus (green monkey) is the source of this 5475-nucleotide messenger RNA. NCBI's taxonomy places the organism in Eukaryota, Metazoa, Chordata, Mammalia, Primates, Cercopithecidae. The record is from RefSeq and is a predicted model, not a curated record.